UGUGCAGUAAGUUACUCUAAGCAAGGAGGAAAGGGCUAGACUUAGGACUAGGUACCUAAGUUCAUUUACGGAGUUAGGAGGGCUGGGAGGGUGUAGCCUUUGCCAACUCUGCCUCUGCUUCCUGUAGCUUCCACUGCUCUUUAUUCCAGUUUUUGGAGCCAGAGUAAUGAUAUGAUCACCACCCCAGCCAAUUUUCUGAUGCACUGGCCAGAGUCUUCCCGUAAGACCUGGGGCCUCUCAGAGGAAACAUUUACUAAAUAAGGGGAAACUAAAGUGGCAGACUAGUAAAGGAUAGAAGGUACAAAAGUUACUCCCAAACCCACUACAAAUUAGAAUCACCUGGGGAGUUUCUUUUAAAAUGUAAGAGAUUUCUGGUUCUUGACUCAGACCUGCUGAAAACACUUCCAGAGUUGGGACUCAUUAGGCUGGUAAACAGCACCCCAGCAUUGUAGAUAUUAGCCCCAGUUUAGAUUAGUUGGCUAGCUCCUUUAUACUCUCUUUUUUCCCCACUUGGGGAGAGAAGUCCAGUCCAGACUCCCAAAAGGCUCUGAUCUAGAUGCAGAAAGAGACCCUUGGCCCUGCAGAGUGCCAGACCUGAAUUAGGCCAGACCCUUUGCUUGUGUGCUUUCUGUCUCGAAGGGAAGGGCAAACAGGAGGACGGUUGCUCCAAGGUGGGCGUCCAGGGGCUGUGUUCUCAACGAGUAUACUGUCUGCGAGGUCAGCGGGUUAUGGUAUUUGAAUGCCUGCUCUGUACCUUGGCUCUUCUCACCUGGGAUUCUGAGAGAAAGUGAUUUGAUCACCUUUCCUCAAUAUUCUCAAUGAUGGUACACAACCAGUAUCAUUUUAGAUGUAUAGGAUAUAUUGCAUUACAUAAUAAGAGAUUAAUUCUCACAGAACUGGUUGAGAAGGGUUAUUGUGUCUUAAACCAGAGAGUCUUCACCUCACGUCUCCAAAUUGGGCUCUGCUAGAGCUAAGGAAAUCAAAGACCACACUGUCCUUUCCUUGGGUUUUUAUUCUACCCAAGCUGCUGACCUACCUUCUGAUUGGUGUGGUUAAGACACUGAGGCCAAGCAACUUCUGGUGGCACUUUGAAAGGAGAACAGGGCUUUUUGUUCCAUCCUUUUCCCUUGGUGGCGGUUUCUCACUACUUAAACUACUGCUCUCUUGAAUGCCGAAUUCAUUCACCCAAUUAUUUGUUGGCUAUCUCCUUGUGAGUGCCCCACAGGUAUCUUAAGAGUCAGCGUGUCCAAAACUGAAAUCAUCUCUUCUGUGUCCUACAUGUGACAAGCCACAAACCUGGAUAUCCUUGACUCCUUUUUUGAUCUCCUUAGCUAAUUUAGUUAUCCAGUUCUGUUCAGUUUGUCCUUCAUUACUAUCUCUCAAAUUUGUCCACUUUUUUACAUCCACGAGGUUUGUCUAUAAAUAACUUCUUGCCCUGGGCACUUCAGCAGUUUUUAAACUGGUUACCCUACCUCCAUUGCCUCUCUUCAACCAGUUCUACACAUUGAUAUGAGGGACCUUUCCAAAAUGCAUACUGGGCCAGUUUAAAUGUCACUACCCAGUUUAAAUCCUGAAAUGAUUUCUUCAACUAGAUUUAAAAUUUACAUAAGAUCCGAAAUGGUUCCUUUAUGUGUCUAGAUUUUAAAAUUUAAAUUCACUAGAAUGGGCCAUGAGACCAUCAAUGAUUUGGGUCCUGUCCACCUCUCCAGCCUCUCCCCCCAUGCCAGGUGGUUCAGCUUUAGUGAACUCCUGCAGUUUCCUUGCCACCCUGUGGUCUCUCAGGCCUCUUCCCACCACCCAGAAUGCCAUCUACCUCCUUCCCUCCACUGUACCUUCCUGCCCCCGCCCCAUCCCCAUUCCUCAGCUGACAUCUUGUCAAUUUAUUAAGAUAGCUCUGGCAUUGCCACCUCAGUAAAUCUCCAAUCCCUGUGACCUGUUAGGUGCUGCUCUUCUGGAGGCAGCAAAAGAUAAUAGACCUUUUUUUCAGAUGUGCUUGGAUUUAGUUGCUUUGUGACUUUGGCAAGGUUUCUAAUCUCUGAUCUGUUUUCUUACCUGCAGAAUGGAAAAAUUAUAUCUUACAGGGUUGUUAUGAAGGUGAAAUGAGAUAGUGCGUGCAAGCAUCAAGCACUGUGCUGGCACACAGUAGGCUUGCUUCUCUUCUCCAGUACGUGCUCCUACUACGCUACUUUAUGCCAGAAGAGACAUGUAAACACAUGAGGGCGAUGGAGCUGCACUCAGCACUGGAUGUGGUGAAGAAGGGUAUAUAAGAGAUCUUUCUCCAUACCCAUCAAAAUUUGGGAUCUAUAAACACUGGAGAGUGCUGACACCAUCACAGUAUGUUCCAUUCUCAACCCUGGACACGGUUCAAAAGCAGCUAAAGCAGACAAGAAUCUGGGGCAGCCAAUAUUGUACCACCUGCCAAAACUUGGCACAAACAAUCUGGAAGCCGAAAAUUGCACAUACUGAGGAAUAGAGGAAGUGGUUCUGGCCUCCGUGGGAUUUGGAUCCUGGUUUCCAGAGCUAAGAACACAAAGUCAUGAAGGUGAAGGAGAAGGCUGGGGUAGGAAAGCUGGACCACACUAACCACAGGAGGAGAUAUCCGGAUCAGAAAGAAUGCCCUCCUAUCCACAUUGGGCUUCCAGUACCCACGUACCCUCAAAGAAAAACUGACCAGAAGGGACAUCUUUCAGGCCUGCAAAAAGUCCACUGGGGCCUGCGACCAGACCAGCCACAGCAGGAACUGACUGGCCCAGGGAGUGGGGCAAGCAGCCGGGACAGCAGCGUGGAUCUUAUCAGCAGGACUCGGUCCCCAGCUGCUGAGCAGCUCCAGGACAUCCUGGGGGAGGAAGAUGAGGCUCCCAACCCCACCCUCUUCACAGAGAUGGACACUCUGCAGCAUGACGGAGACCAGAUGGAGUGGAAGGAGUCAGCCAGGUGGAUAAAGUUUGAAGAAAAGGUAGAGGAAGGCGGCGAACGCUGGAGCAAACCCCACGUGUCCACACUGUCCCUGCACAGCCUCUUCGAGCUCCGUACCUGCCUGCAGACGGGGACAGUGCUGCUGGAUUUGGACAGCGGCUCCUUACCACAGAUCAUAGAUGAUGUCAUUGAGAAGCAGAUUGAGGAUGGUCUCCUGCGACCAGAGCUCCGGGAGAGGGUCAGUUACGUCCUCCUGAGGAGGCACCGUCACCAAACCAAGAAGCCCAUCCACCGCUCCUUAGUCGACAUUGGGAAGUCAGUCUCCACCACAAAUCGCAGUCCCGCCCGGAGCCCUGGUGCUGGCCCGAGUCUACACCGCUCCACGGAGGACCUGCGGAUGCGGCAGAGUGCAAAUUACGGACGUCUGUGUCAUGCCCAGAGCAGAAGCAUGAAUGACAUUUCUCUCACCCCAAACACAGACCAGCGGAAAAACAAAUUCAUGAAGAAGAUCCCCAAGGACUCAGAAGCCUCCAACGUGCUCGUGGGUGAGGUGGACUUCCUAGACCAGCCAUUCAUCGCGUUCGUGCGCCUCAUCCAGUCGGCCAUGCUGGGAGGAGUGACCGAGGUGCCUGUCCCCACCAGAUUUCUGUUUAUACUGCUGGGACCUUCUGGGAGAGCAAAAUCCUACAAUGAAAUUGGCCGUGCCAUUGCAACCCUCAUGGUAGAUGAUCUCUUCAGUGACGUGGCCUACAAAGCCCGCAAUCGGGACGAUCUGAUUGCAGGAAUUGAUGAAUUUCUGGAUGAGGUCAUUGUCCUUCCCCCGGGAGAAUGGGACCCAAAUAUCCGAAUUGAGCCACCCAAGAAGGUACCCUCUGCUGACAAGAGGAAAUCUGUGUUCUCCCUAGCAGAGCUGGGCCAGAUGAAUGGCUCUGUAGGAGGAGGCGGCGGAGUUGCUGGAGGAGGCAAUGGAGGUGGUGGUGGUGGUGGCAGUGGCGGUGGGGCUGGCGGUGGCGGGGCCAGUGGAACGAGCAGCGGGGAUGAUGGAGAGAUGCCAGCCAUGCACGAAAUCGGGGAAGAACUUACCUGGACGGGAAGGUUCUUCGGUGGACUGUGUCUGGAUAUCAAGAGGAAGUUGCCCUGGUUCCCAAGUGACUUCUAUGAUGGCUUCCACAUUCAGUCCAUCUCUGCCAUCCUAUUCAUCUACCUCGGCUGUAUCACCAACGCGAUCACCUUUGGUGGGCUUCUCGGGGAUGCCACCGACAAUUAUCAGGGAGUGAUGGAGAGCUUCCUGGGCACUGCCAUGGCUGGCUCCUUGUUCUGCCUCUUCUCGGGACAGCCUCUCAUCAUUCUCAGCAGCACGGGGCCCAUCCUCAUCUUUGAGAAGCUUCUCUUCGACUUCAGCAAAGGCAAUGGCCUGGACUACAUGGAGUUCCGCCUCUGGAUUGGCCUACACUCAGCUGUCCAGUGCCUUAUCCUAGUGGCCACAGAUGCCAGCUUUAUCAUCAAAUAUAUCACCCGCUUCACCGAGGAGGGCUUUUCAACCCUCAUCAGCUUCAUCUUCAUCUAUGAUGCCAUCAAGAAGAUGAUCGGUGCCUUCAAGUACUACCCUAUCAAUAUGGACUUCAAGCCGAACUUCAUCACCACCUACAAGUGCGAGUGCGUCGCCCCUGACACAGUGAAUACAACCAUGUUCAAUGCUUCAGCCCCACUGGCACCAGACACCAACACUUCUCUGUACAACCCCCUUAACCUCACAGCGUUGGACUGGUCCCUGCUGAGCAAGAAGGAGUGUCUGAGCUAUGGCGGGCGCCUGCUUGGGAAUUCCUGCAAGUUUAUCCCAGACCUGGCGCUCAUGUCCUUCAUCCUUUUCUUUGGGACAUAUUCCAUGACCCUGACCCUGAAGAAGUUCAAAUUCAGCCGCUAUUUUCCUACCAAGGUCCGGGCCCUGGUGGCUGACUUUUCCAUUGUUUUCUCCAUCCUGAUGUUCUGUGGAAUCGAUGCCUGUUUUGGCCUGGAAACCCCCAAGCUGCAUGUGCCCAGUGUCAUCAAGCCCACACGGCCUGACCGAGGCUGGUUCGUGGCCCCCUUUGGGAAGAACCCGUGGUGGGUGUACCCAGCAAGCAUCCUGCCCGCCCUGCUGGUGACCAUCCUGAUCUUCAUGGACCAACAGAUCACUGCCGUCAUUGUCAACCGGAAGGAGAACAAACUGAAGAAGGCUGCUGGCUAUCAUCUGGACCUGUUCUGGGUGGGCAUCCUCAUGGCCUUGUGCUCCUUUAUGGGGCUUCCCUGGUACGUGGCUGCCACGGUCAUCUCCAUCGCCCACAUCGACAGCCUCAAGAUGGAGACAGAGACCAGCGCCCCUGGGGAGCAGCCCCAGUUCCUAGGAGUCAGGGAACAGAGAGUGACCGGCAUCAUCGUCUUCAUCCUGACGGGAAUCUCUGUCUUCCUGGCUCCCAUCCUAAAGUGCAUCCCCCUGCCAGUGCUGUAUGGAGUCUUCCUCUACAUGGGCGUGGCCUCCCUGAAUGGCAUCCAGUUCUGGGAACGCUGCAAGCUCUUCCUGAUGCCAGCCAAGCACCAGCCGGACCACGCCUUCCUGAGGCACGUGCCGCUGCGCCGGAUCCACCUCUUCACCCUGGUGCAGAUCCUCUGCCUGGCGGUGCUCUGGAUCCUCAAAUCCACGGUGGCUGCCAUCAUCUUCCCAGUCAUGAUCCUGGGCCUCAUCAUCGUUCGAAGGCUUCUGGAUUUCAUCUUUUCCCAGCACGACCUGGCCUGGAUUGACAACAUCCUCCCAGAGAAGGAAAAAAAGGAGACAGACAAGAAGAGGAAGAGAAAGAAAGGGGCGCACGAGGACUGUGACGAGGAGGAAAAAGAUCUUCCAGUUGGAGUUACUCACUCUGAUUCCUCCUUCAGUGACACAGAACUUGAUCGAAGCAUCACCUUGCACUUCAAAAUCUCCUGUCCGGCUUCACCUGCUUUCAACUACUCACGGAACCCAGUGUUCAUGGUGCCACAGGUGAAGAUAGAGAUGGAGUCAGACUAUGACUUCACAGACAUGGACCAAUACCGAAGAGAAACUGACAGUGAGACCACCCUCUAGGAUGAAGCAGCUUCUCCCAGAUGGGAAUGGAGAGCCUGGCUUAGUCUUCAUUGGGAGGGUCUUAACUUCUCUGUGCCUGUUGCCUUCUUUAUCAAACAGAGGGAGUCCUUCUGCCUAAUAGAAAACUGGAGAUCUGUUGAUGAAAAGUACUGCUUAGAUGCAAAGCUCUCCCCUUCCUUUCGUAGUAAUUAAAAUACCUAAAGCUAAAUAUUAUAUUUUAUUUUCAAAUGCAGUCCGGCAUAGAAAUUCUAACAUUUCUUUGGAAAUAAAAAAAAUGCUUGCUUCCCCAAACCAUAGCUAAGAUAAAAGGGCAAUAGUCAAUUCAUAUUUAAAACAAAUACCAAUUUAAAAUUGUUUAAAGGUUCGAUUGAAAUACAGAUGUUCUCAAACGAACUCGUAAUAUACUCUUAUGUCACUAGACCAUCUUUGGAAUAUUUGGCAAUUCUGCAUAUUAAAAAAUGCUGAAAAGGUCAUAUCUUUUCUCCCUGUCACAUCCAGUUUCCUAAGGUUUAUAUGAAAAGUUUGAACCAGCUGGGCACAGUGGCACACACCUAUAAUCAUAGUACUGUGGGAGGCCAAGGCAGGCGAAUCGCCUGAGCUCAGGAGUUCAAGACCAGCCUAGGCAACACGGUGAAACCCCAUCUCUACUAAAAUACAAAAAAUUAGCUGGGCGUGGCAGCAUGUGCUUGUAGUCCCAGCUAUUAGGGAGGCUGAGGCAAGAGAAUCGCUUGAACCUGGGAGGCAGAAGUUGCAGUGAGCCGAGAUGAUGCCACUGCACUCCAGCCUGGGCAACAGAGAGAGACUCCGUCUCUAAACAAACAAAAAGUUUGAACCAUCUGCAGUAUGGGCCUUGCUCCAGAAGUGUGACUGGGGCUUUCCUAGAUUGAAAAGCCAGUUCCAAAACUCUGUUAAUGAAAGAACCAAUCCAUCUGAGUGGAUAAAUGUUUCUAAAAUAAAAUAGUUCUUGUUAAAGUGAAAUUUGAAACCACACGUUAAAUCAACAAAAUGAUCAUUUAAAUUAGUAUCACUGGUUUUUCAUACCUGGAAUCACAUUUCAUUAUACAUUUGGGUGGGUCUUUCCUGCAAAUUUUCAACAUUUAGUCCCAAAGUCAAACUCUCAUUUAUGUGAACAAUACAGGUUAGACAGAGGUAGUAUCACAUUUUACAUUAUAACUUCGCAAUAUUAAUCAACCUAGUACUUUAAAGGAAUGAUUGAAAACUAUUUGGGAAGAUAAAAACCAGUUUCAAUGAAGCAAACCUAUUCCUCAUGAAACUUAAGAUCAGUCAUUUUACCUUCAGUCCACAUUUAAUGAACACCAACCAUGUUUAUUUAAUGCCUACUAUGACCCCGACAGCCACAGUGCAUCUGACACUUACUUUCUCCAAAACAACUAUGAUUCGAACCUUGAGUAAAUCACUUUGGUUACUAUAUUUGCUCAAGAUGACAAAUGCAGGUGCUUUCUUUUUUAAAGAAAAAUGACACUAGAUCAUUAACAGAUCAGGACAGGUAACUGGCCUCUGUAAUCCCAAGUUUAGUGGAGUGCCCGGUCCACAGAAAGCUCUCAAUAAGUGUUUGAUUACAUUUAAUCUCAGAGCUCCCUUCCAAGGGAUACUGCCAAGAGGUAAAGCUCUAAACCUCUACUCCUACUGAGAGCAGAAUUUCUUAGCUAAUCCAGAACCAUCUCCUUUGCUUAAGUAUAAAUUCUUGCCAGCACAGUGGCUCACACCUGUAAUCCCGCUACUUUGGAGGCUGAGGUUGGGGGAUCAGUAGAGGUCAGGAGGUCAACACCAGCCUGGGCAACAUAGUGAGACCCAUUUCUAAACAAAUGUUUAAAAAUUAGCCAGGCAUGCUGGCACACGCCUGUAGUCCCAGCCAUUUUGGAGGCUGAGGCAGGACGAUCCUUUAAGCCCAGGAGUUCAAGGCUGCAGUGAACUAUGAUCAUGCCACUGCACUCCAGCCAAGGAGACAGCUGGAGCCCAUGUCUUAUAAAUAAUAAUAAUUAAUGUUUCUAAAAAGUAUUUAUUAUCAUCCGCUCCAAUCCUGGGGAAGCUAACAAUCCACCCUUAACAUUUCAGUUUUAAAACCUGGCUGAUUUGGAAUAGAACUUUGUCCAAAUUAAAUUGUAGAAAUGCUAUGGAUUCAAGAGUAAACCUGCUUGAUUAAUCAGACAAGCUGGAAAAUUACUGUUAAUUUCUUUGUUGUAAAUCGAUCACUGUAAUUUUACCUUAUAUGUCAUUUAUAUUUUGUAUAUACAUGAACAUUUUAAUCUCCAUAGCUUUUAACAGGUUGACAUAAUACUUCUCCAUGCAGUCAGUCAGUCAUUUGUUCCACUUGUAACUGUAAUUCAAUAAAAUUUAAUGCUGUCUGCUCGUCUAGCUCCAUGUUUAAUAUCUAGGUAAGUAAGCAGGCAUGGCUUAUAGACAUGAGCUAUACCUCACCUACAAAAACAUCUCCAACAAACUAUCGAAACUUCUUUCAACUCCAGAGAACUAUGAAAAGAAUAACGCCAGCUGGCAGAAGAACAAGGAUGGAGGUAGGUCAACUCAACUGUUCUUUCUCUUUCUGCCUCAAGCUGCCUAGAGCAGGAGCUACUUCUGCUUGCCUGAAAGCCAAAAGCCAAAAUAGACAAGACACCUACCCCCACCUCAAGUAUUUAACAGAUUAAGCUCCUAGCUCGGCACAAUCUUUUGGGAUAUAAGACUGUAGGACAGGCCCAGUGCGGUGGCUCACACCUGUAAUCCUAGCAUUUUGGGAGGCCGAGGCAGGUGGAUCACUUGAGGUCAGGAGUUUGAGAUCAGCCUGGUCAACGUGAUGAAACCCCAUCUCUACUAAAAACACAAAAAUUAGCAGGGCAUGGAGGCAUGCACCUGUAAUCCCAGCUACUCAGGAGGGUGAGGCACAAGAAUUGUUUGAACCCAAGAGGCAGAGGUUGCAGUGACCCGAGAUCAUGCCACUACACUCCAGCCUGGGCAACAGAGCGAGACUCAGUCUCAGAAAAAAAAAAAAGGCUGGAGGACGAGGCUGGUUUCGCCAAAGCUCUUUAAACCUCUGUUUGGGCAUGGGUGGCCCAGGCCUGUAAUCCCAGCCCUCUGGGAGGCUGAGGCAAGAGGAUUGAUUGCUUGAGGCCAGGAGUUCAAUACCAGCCCAGGCAACAUAGCAAGACCCCAUCUCUACAAAAAAAAAAGAAAAAAGAAAAAAAAAAAAUUAUCUAUUUAAGGCUAUAGGAGUAAGUGUUACUGAAUAUAGGAAUAUCUACAUUGAUUAAAUGAGAAAAAAACUCUGGUUCAGUCGCAACUAAGAGUCAUAGGAAGACAGAAUUUCAGAAAUUCAUACCACACCAGACAGAUGUGUUUUAUUAAAAAAGAAAAAAAAAACCCUUUAAUCAGAAAAUCUAAUUAAAUUCAAUAUUAACUCAAACUCUUAAAAAAAUUUAUGGAAAAGUCAACAGGGUACAUACAUCACAGAAAAACAGGCAGUUGCUGACAGUUCUUUGGUGGAAAAGUAAGUUGCAUACUUACCCAAGCUGCCCAAAUGAUUAUCAAGCUAAGUUUGUUUUCCAAAAAUAGGUUUUAAGAUACACCAAAGAAACUAUACAAUACAAAAAUUUAACAAUGAAGUUAAAGUAUAUAGCAAAAGCCAAAUAUGACAACACACAUGAAUAAUACAUAAAAGAAGCCUUUCAAUCCUAGAAAACUAAAAUGGGGAGAACUUACUGAAGGGUAACAUACAUAAAAUGAGUACUAAUAGCAAGGAAUAAUCCUAAACAUUUUCCCAAU
Chlorocebus sabaeus (green monkey) is the source of this 9790-nucleotide messenger RNA. The record is from RefSeq and is a predicted model, not a curated record. NCBI's taxonomy places the organism in Eukaryota, Metazoa, Chordata, Mammalia, Primates, Cercopithecidae.